UGGUCCGGGGCGGCCAAGGCCACUCAGUACCCCCCGCGUCGCCGUCCAGGGAGCACGCUGCUGCUGCUGCUGCUCUCCCGCUCGUCAUCAGCUGCUCCUACGCUGGCUAAUGGACCCUAAGGGGAGUGUCGGGCUCCUGUCAAGACCAAGUUAGUGUGGAGUAAAUGGCUUCCGCACCCAAACCCUGGGAGCGACAGAAUGGCGUCAACCAGAGGCAACCCAACUUCAAUCCUGACAACGCAAACGCGUUUGUAUCAGUAUCUCCACAUGUGGCCCCAGGAACUGGCGGUGGUGGUGGGGGGUUCUCGCACACCAGCCAGCCACCCCUGCCUCCACGCCCUAACUCUACUAGAACUAGCACAUUCUCCCGACCAUCUUAUGGUGCCUAUGGUUCCUACGGGGGUGCUUACAGUUCCUUAGGAGGGUCUUACUAUGGUGGUGGAUAUAAUGCGUACGGAGCGACGUACGGGAACUACAACCGGUUCGGUAUGAUGGGGGGAGCAGUGACUGAUCAAGGGUUUAUGCAAGCAGCAGAAGAGAGUUCCCGUCAAGCCUUUCAGAGUAUAGAGAGCAUUGUUCAUGCAUUUGGUUCCGUCAGUAUGAUGCUGGAGUCAACAUAUCAUGCUGUUUACAGUUCAUUUCGUGCUGUAUUGGGAGUUGCUGACCACUUCUCCAGAAUGAAGUCACAUUUUGCUCAAAUAUUUUCUGCACUUGCUGUUGUGCGAACUCUACGGUGGCUGUACAGGAAACUGCUUUAUCUUAUUGGCUUAAGGUCUCAGGAUCCAAGUUUAGAGGCUGCAUGGCGCAACACUGGUGGGUUGAGCGAGGUGUCUGCGACGGCAUUUACAGAGGCUGACAUUAAAGCUUCCAAGUCGUCCUGGCCUAUAGUAAUGUUUUUAGCAGUUGUGUUUGGUGGUCCUUAUGUCAUUUGGCGGCUGUUAUCAUCACUGGCACCACAACCCACCAAAGCUAAAGGUUGGGUAAGGGGGCAGAGUGAGCACUAUGCUGCUCUCGCACAGUAUUCUUUUCAGGGUGAAAGCAGAAAUGAGCUUAGUUUUAGAGCUGGACAGUCUCUAUUCUUGGCACCCAGGGACCAGCAGCCCAGUGUUCGUGGAUGGCUACUAGCAUCUAAUGGAACAAAUUUUGGGCUGGUACCAGCCAAUUAUGUAAAAAUUUUAGGGCUACGAUCUGGCUCGUCACUUCCUGGUAAUUCACAAAUGAACCAAGGUGAUCCAGCAGAAUUAAUGUCAAGAAGCAGAGUUGUAGCAUCUGGAAUCCCUAAUAUGCCAGCACCUAAAUAUAUGCCACCUGUAUCACCUGGUGUGUCACAAGCCCCCACCAUGCCUGGAACUUUGCCUCAUACUUUUGGUCAACAACCUCAACAUAUUCAGAGUGGUCAGUUACCUCAGGAGUCAAGUCUAACCUCUAUGAAGUCUCCCAAGUCUGAGCUGUCUCCUGUCUUGUUUGAGGAAAGAAAGAUUGAUACUCCUGACCAGCAGUGUACAUUAACUCAAGACGAUGCAAUUGAAGCUCGGCUGGAUGCAAUUAGGGAUAAUGUCGAAACACAGGAGAGUAGUAUAUAAAUGUAAUUGUGGAAUUCUUGAAAUCCUAACACUAUAAAACUCUCACUAUGUUCAAAAUGAGUUUCAUUUGUCACUGUCCAUAUAUAAGCAUUUUAUGUAUUCAUUUGUCUGUUUCUAAUCUAUUACUUUAUGGGCUUUAUAGUAUUUUAAAGAUAUUAAUAUAUGCAAAAUACUAAAUUGUAACAAAAAUGCA
This is a messenger RNA of Procambarus clarkii (red swamp crayfish), 1776 nucleotides long. Its product is annotated as peroxisomal membrane protein PEX13. The record is from RefSeq and is a predicted model, not a curated record. Gene Ontology annotation, molecular function: protein binding. Gene Ontology annotation, biological process: protein import into peroxisome matrix, docking. Gene Ontology annotation, cellular component: peroxisomal importomer complex; peroxisomal membrane; peroxisome. NCBI's taxonomy places the organism in Eukaryota, Metazoa, Arthropoda, Malacostraca, Decapoda, Cambaridae.